AUGUCCCAACAGACAUAAUAGUGUUCAAACUGUAGAGCUCAAAUUGCAGAAUCAGUAUUUGCAUUGCAUGAAAUCUAUUGCAUUCGUAAUAAUAUCGAAUGUAAGAGAUGCAGAUAAUUUUAUGAUAAAAAUGAUCCUUAAUCUCAUGAAGAAGAAUUUCAUAAAGGUACAGCUUGUGAGUUUUGUAAAGAAAUAUUCUAAGGUACUGUAUACAAUUUAUUUAGAUAUUUCGAAACAUACAAAAUGCCUUAAAUAGCCAGUCUAAUGUAUUCAUUGUGGAUUAGAUUAAACAAAAGAUUAAAUAUUUUAGCAUGAAAAUAUUUGUGGUAGUAGAACAGAAAAAUGUGAUAUUUGCAAAUAAUAUAUUAUGAUUAGAGAAUUAAAUAAACAUACAUCUACAUGUGUUCCUCCUAAACCAAAAGAAAUAAUUUAAGAAAAAUUACCAACUUAAAAACCAAUUGAAAAUAGAUAAAUUUAAUAAUAACCUUAAUAAAAUGUUCAUCUACCUAAACCUGAUUAUAAGUAUUAGGAUUAGAAAUAUAAAUAUCAACCUGAAGUAGAAGUUAGCAGACCUUAAUAAAAAUAUUAAGCAAAGCAUGAGAUUUUUGGUUUUGAAAAACCAUCAUUACCAUUUAGUUAAUAAUAAUAAUUAUAAUAACCAUCCUAAGCUUAAUAUUAAUAGUAAGCUUAAUAGAUAAGAUAACCUAUUAUUAAGUAUGAUAAACCAGCUGAAACUAGAACAGAUCAUCAUUCUUAAAAUAAAAAAAUUCCAUAAUAAUAUUAUAAUUUUAGUUAAUAGUAAUAAAUUGUGGCAGAGCAAAAAAGUAAACCUAAAGAGUAUCCUCUUUAGCCAACAACAAAUAAUAUUAAAAGAUAAGCUUCUGGUAAUGAAGAAAUUAGGAAUGCAUAUCCUUAAUAAGAAAAACUUACUGAUAAAUAUGCUAAUUAAUUUUCUAAUUAAUAAAAAUAUCCAGAUAGAAAGGUGGACGAGCAUCGAUAAUAUGAUCCGAAUACCUAUAUGAAUAGAUAAUAAGAAAAUAAAUACUAUGAAAAUAAAUAAUUAGACAAUAGGGGUUUUGACAAAAAGCAGUCAGAUUAAUAUUUACAUAGACAAUAUAGUUAAUAAUAACAAUAAAAAUAAUAGUAUAGUUAGUUUUAAAUAAUUAUAGACAAAUAUCAAAAGCUGUUGAUGAUGAAAUAGAUUAUUUAGCUUUGGGUUUAACAAGAGAAGAGAUUGAAUAAUAGAAGGUUUAUUUAGAGAGUUUGUAGUAGUAAAGAAAGCCUUAAGAGUCUUAACCUAAACCAUAAGAAUAUAAGGCAAGAUCAGAAUAUUCAUAGGCAACAAAAGUAUAUAAAUGA
This is a messenger RNA of Paramecium sonneborni, 1359 nucleotides long. Lineage: Eukaryota; Ciliophora; Oligohymenophorea; Peniculida; Parameciidae. The record is from the annotation of a GenBank genome assembly.